AUGUUUAGGACAGGAGAAGGCUACUUCGGCAAGUAUUUGAACAAAUAUAACGGUUCUUACAUCCCGCCGGGCUGGCGCGAGUGGGGCGGCCUCAUCAUGAACUCCAAAUAUUACAAUUACAGCGUGAAUAUGAACGGAAAGAAGAUCAAACACGGUGACGACUAUCAUAGAGACUACUAUCCGGAUUUGAUAGCGAACGAUUCUAUAGCGUUCCUUCGGGCUUCCAAACGUCGCUUCGCCAGGAAACCCGUGCUGCUUGUGAUGUCUUUUCCAGCACCGCACGGGCCCGAGGACUCUGCACCGCAAUACUCACACCUCUUCUUCAAUGUGACAACCCAUCACACCCCCACCUACGACAUGGCCCCAAACCCUGACAAGCAGUGGAUCCUUCGCGUCACGGAGAAGAUGAAGCCCAUCCACCGGCAGUUCACCGAUCUGCUGAUGACUAAGCGUUUGCAGACUUUACAAAGCGUGGACAUGGCGGUGGAGAAAGUGUAUCAAGAGCUGAAGGCGCUCGGCGAAUUGGAUAACACCUAUUUGGUGUACACGUCCGACCACGGCUACCAUCUGGGUCAGUUCGGCCUCGUCAAAGGGAAAAGCUUCCCGUUCGAAUUCGACAUCAGAGUACCCUUCUUAGUCCGCGGACCCGGCGUGGAGCCAGGCACCGUCGUGGACGACAUAAUACUAAACAUUGACUUGGCGCCGACGUUCCUGGACAUGGGUGGUGUUGAGCCGCCCUCGCACAUGGAUGGACGAUCGCUGCUGCCUCUGCUGCAGCCGCGACGAAGACGCCAGGCCGCGGCCCAUUGGCCCGACACUUUUCUCGUCGAGAGCUCCGGGCGGCGAGAAACGCAAGCCCACCUGGCGGAGGAGAGAAUGCGCGCCCAAAUGUACAGCCGAGAAAUGAACGGAAAGACGACAACGGCACAUCCUCAAGAGGUCUCCUCCGAGAGCGGUGAUUUCGACGACGAAUCCGAUGACGAUGACUUCUUGGAACUCGACGAGGAUGAUGAUAAUGAAAGUGCGGAUACCAGUGACGCUACGAAGAAGCUAUCAGAGCCGCUGUUGACUAACGAAAGUCACAAUCCAAUAUUGGAGGCGAAUCUCGAGAAGGCGCUCGACGCUGAAGAAGCAAGUGCCACUAACCAGCUCGAUUUUCUUGGCUCCGCUGGAACAAAGAUUUUUGAUCAAACAGCAGAAGCGAGCAUUGCUAGUGGGAAGGCAGCUCGGUUGGCGGCGGAGUGUUCCAAAGCCGAAUUACGCGCCCCUUGCUCAGUUGGACGCAAAUGGAAAUGUGUCCUUGUGAACGGCCGCUGGCGUAGGCAUAAGUGUAAAUAUGAGUCCGGGAUAAACGCCCCGCAACCAAAGAUGAGCACAAAGAAAUGCGCGUGCUUCACGCCGAGUGGACUAGUUUACACGAGAUUGGAAACGGACGGCACGAUUCUAAGGCGGCCCGGUGAUAACCAAAAAGAGAACGCCACUCGUAGUCGUCGAUCGAUAGACAACGAAGUUUUUGAACCCAACACUGUAGAAAAAAUCUUGGAGGAAAACCCUAGCAUAGGCCACUUGCGUUUCUUAAACGAGCCAUUCAAUGAAUUUGAAAAUAAGAAUACAAAAGAAAAGAUUGACGAACUGAUUAAAGAAACCGAGGCGUAUCUUAAGGCCUAUGAACGCACCAAAGAGAAUAUAGAACAUAAGAGAAUUAAACGUAGAGCCCAACAUUUCAACCACAACAACAAACACAAACAAAAGAAUGACCUAAACAAUGCAACCACAUCAAAUCCAAUUCCACGUCGGUACGAUUUAAAUAAUACUGAUGAUGCAUCAGAAAAAAACAAAAUCAUCAAUACAGAACUUCCGAAACCUCAAGUGACAACGAUUAUCAUAGAAAGAGAUUAUGACGAUCAAAACAUAGGAGUUGAUAGAACUACUAUACGACCAACGAGAUUCGAUGCCUCUGAAUACGAGCAAAGGAACCCAAAUAAAGCAGGCGAUGAUAAUUUAGGCGUUUUUAGUAAACCAGGAGAUAUAUUCCAAAGGAGAUUACAUCCUUUGUUCAUUGAAAAUGAAGACAAACAUGUAUGUUACUGUGAGGAGAAUCGAAAACCGAAAGGUCCAGGACACGCUUAUCUGGAAGCGGCUCAAAAAGCUAGGGAAGAGCGAAGAAAGUUGAAAGAGCAGCGAUUGCGCAAAAAACUAAGGAAAGCUAAGAAGAAGGCGGAAUUAGAAAGACUAUGUGAAUCGGAGCGUAUGAAUUGUUUCCGGCACGAUAACGAACAUUGGAGGACUGCACCGCUAUGGACCGCUGGCCCAUUCUGUUUCUGCAUGAGCUCAUCCAACAAUACCUAUAACUGUGUAAGAACCAUCAACGCCACACAUAACUUGUUAUAUUGCGAAUUUGUAACUGGACUCGUCACUUACUACAACUUACGUAUAGAUCCUUUUGAGACCCAGAAUAGAGUAAAAUAUCUAACGCAGUCUGAAAAAGAUUAUUUCCAUAAUCAACUGCAGCAACUUUUAAGCUGCCGUGGACCUUCAUGUAGACGAUUUUCCCAUUCAAAUCCAGCGGGUAGUAGUGAGGAAAUAAGCAGGCGCUUCGAUGACGAAAAUCUUUAUAGGGGUGAACCUCUUGGAUAUAAUGAAAGGGCAUGGCGGUGGAGCGGUUAUGGUCGUCGAUACGCAAGAGCGAGAGAGUUGCACCGCCGUCGUCAUAUGAUGGUGUUC
Molecule: messenger RNA, 2724 nt
Organism: Iphiclides podalirius (scarce swallowtail)
Lineage: Eukaryota; Metazoa; Arthropoda; Insecta; Lepidoptera; Papilionidae
Source: the annotation of a GenBank genome assembly